AUGGUCCGACAUAAGAAGGACAAUUUCUCAUCCAAGUCUAAGAAAUUCUCGAGCGGCGCCUCUCGCCACACCCCUCGCGGCAAGCCUCCCUCUAGCGAUGUCUCGUACAUUAACGAAGAUGGUAACACCGAUGGUGCCGCUUCCGACACAAAGCAAUCAGUCAAGCCUCCUUUCAAAGCCGCCUGCUGGGACUUCAACCACUGCGACGCCAAGCGCUGCAGUGGGAAACGCCUCAUGCAUUUUGGCCUGAUGCGCGAACUCGCCAUCGGCCAGAAAUCUGCCGGCGUCGUCAUCUCGCCCAACGCCAAGAAAGUGGUGUCGCCAGCGGAUCGCGAGGUGUUGGAGCAGCACGGCGCUGCGGUUGUCGAGUGCAGCUGGGUACGAGUCAAGGAGGUGCCGUGGGCACGGAUUGGUGGCAAAUGUGAGCGGCUGCUACCGUACCUGGUGGCGGCGAACCCUGUCAACUACGGCCGGCCGUGGAGGCUGAAUUGUGUUGAGGCGCUGGCUGCCUGUUUCAUGAUCUGUGGGAAGAACGAGUGGGCUGAGACGGUAUUGCAGCAUUUCUCGUACGGACAGCCGUUUUUGGAGAUCAACAGCCAAUUAUUCGAGAGGUAUCAGAAGUGCAAGGAUGAGGACGAGGUCAAGAAGGCGGAGGAGAUGUGGUUAAAGAAAUUAGAAAGAGAGUAUGCGAAGAAUAGGGGAAAGGAAGGGGAGGAACAGGAUGCGUGGGCAGGCGGAAAUUUGAAUCGGAUGGAAGUUGAAGACGAGAGCGAAGACGACGAUGAGGACGACGAGGACGAGGACGAGGAAGCGGCUUUUGGCCAGCAAGGUGUCAUGUUGGAUUUACCUCCUGAUGAGGAGGAUGAGGAAGAGGAGGCCCAGAUGGCGGAGAUCAGGCGCAAGAUCCUGGCUUCAAAACCCUUCCAGGACCCGGGUGCUGCAGAAAAGGUCGCAAAGAGCGAGCCUGUGGCCAGUGCAGGCGACGAUGCGAUCUUCAAGAGUGAGCCGCCGUUGGUCGAUUCGGACGCUGAAUCUGGCUCGGAUGAGGAUUUUGAUGAUUUUGACACCGUCGCAAAUGCAACACCAGUCACCGACAAGACUGGAAUAGUUGCUCGCGAAAGAGCGAAGAAGCUAGAGCUCGCAAGUGCGUCCUUUCAGCGAGAGGUAUUGUCGGCACCCAAGCGUCGAUAG
Molecule: messenger RNA, 1191 nt
Organism: Cyphellophora europaea CBS 101466
Lineage: Eukaryota; Fungi; Ascomycota; Eurotiomycetes; Chaetothyriales; Cyphellophoraceae
Exons: 1
Coding region: 1-1191 (396 amino acids)
Biological process (GO): maturation of SSU-rRNA
Molecular function (GO): rRNA small subunit aminocarboxypropyltransferase activity
Source: RefSeq, a predicted model, not a curated record